Molecule: messenger RNA, 1337 nt
Organism: Ficedula albicollis (Collared flycatcher)
Lineage: Eukaryota; Metazoa; Chordata; Aves; Passeriformes; Muscicapidae
Gene: MPPED2
Product: metallophosphoesterase domain containing 2
Exons: 6
Coding region: 381-1265 (294 amino acids)
Molecular function (GO): hydrolase activity
Source: RefSeq, a predicted model, not a curated record
AGGAGCUUCCAACACAGAUAUUUUAUUCCCCCCUUCCCCCACCCCCUGAAGAUAAAGCCUUACUUUAAGCAUUCAUCCUUUGGAUGUGUCUAAUGAUGAUGGAGUUGGAUGAUGAGGUAAUUAAAAAGGAAAAAAGUGAAUAGCAAUGCGUGGAGAGGGGUGAUGGGUACAUCAUGAAUACAGGAGAAGGUCUCAGAUCUGAAAUCGGGGGAGUGCAGAGCGUGUGCGUUUCCAUCUGAUGGCUCACAGCAGCGUGUGCUGCCCUUCUCUCCGGCAGAGGUCACGGAGUUGAUGGAAUCGGGAGCUGCCCGGAGCACAAUGCCCUUCCCUGCCCCUGGCCUUGGCAAGUGGUGAGCCGCUCAUGUCCAUAAGGAGGAAGGAUGGCUCAUGGAAUUCCCUCACAAGGCAAAGUUACCAUCGCGGUGGAUGAGUACAGCUCCAACCCGACGCAGGCGUUCACGCACUACAACAUCAACCAGAGCCGCUUCCAGCCUCCCCACGUGCACAUGGUGGACCCCAUCCCGUAUGACACCCCGAAGCCCGCCGGCCACACGCGCUUCGUCUGCGUCUCGGACACGCACUCGCGGACGGACGGCAUCCAGAUGCCUUACGGGGACAUCCUGCUCCACACGGGCGACUUCACCGAGCUGGGGCUGCCCUCCGAGGUCAAGAAGUUUAAUGACUGGUUAGGAAACCUACCAUAUGAAUAUAAAAUAGUGAUUGCUGGGAAUCAUGAACUGACAUUUGAUAAGGAAUUCAUGGCAGACCUUGUUAAACAAGAUUACUACCGCUUUCCCUCUGUGUCCAAGUUGAAACCAGAGGACUUUGACAAUGUUCAGUCACUGCUGACAAAUAGUAUUUACUUACAAGAUUCAGAGGUAACAGUUAAAGGAUUCCGAAUAUAUGGUGCCCCGUGGACACCAUGGUUUAAUGGAUGGGGCUUUAAUCUACCCAGGGGUCAGUCUUUGCUAGACAAGUGGAACCUCAUUCCUGAGGGAAUUGAUAUACUAAUGACACAUGGACCUCCCCUUGGAUUUCGAGACUGGGUUCCCAAGGAGCUGCAGAGGGUGGGCUGCGUGGAGCUGCUGAACACGGUGCAGAGGCGAGUCAGGCCCAAGCUCCACGUCUUUGGUGGGAUCCAUGAAGGCUAUGGCAUCAUGACCGACGGCUACACCACCUACAUCAACGCCUCCACCUGCACAGUCAGCUUCCAGCCCACCAACCCUCCCAUCAUCUUCGACCUUCCAACCCCUCAAGGAUCCUGAAGCACUACUGGGGAAGGUCUAUAAACUGCCAUUUUCUAAUUGCAAAACUUACAUUCAGUUACGUGUUUAUUU